Messenger RNA from Aedes aegypti (yellow fever mosquito), 2506 nucleotides. Its product is annotated as sodium-dependent nutrient amino acid transporter 1. Gene Ontology annotation, molecular function: L-amino acid transmembrane transporter activity. The transcript has 5 exons. The coding region runs from base 535 to 2436 and encodes 633 amino acids. Gene Ontology annotation, cellular component: membrane. Gene Ontology annotation, biological process: sodium ion transmembrane transport. NCBI's taxonomy places the organism in Eukaryota, Metazoa, Arthropoda, Insecta, Diptera, Culicidae. The record is from RefSeq and is a predicted model, not a curated record.
CGAAAGCAUCCAUUCAGAUCAGUUCUGCUCCAGGCAGCGGUGGGAUCGGUCGUUUAAAAUUUGAAACCUUCGCGCGCACGUGGUCCGAUUUUGUCUAUCCACCAAUCUAAGGAAGAAUUGUUUGAACUUUCGGCUUGAGCUGUUUCUGAGAUUGAUCUGUUCUGCGGGACGGGUUGCGCUGGUGGAGGAAGCUUCCAACGCGUAUUUAAGUGCGCCGUCCAAAGCGCGAAGGCAAUUGCGCAGGCACGUGUGUCGCAGAAUUUUCGAAUGCAGCUGUUCGUCGAUCGACGCAAAGAGGUGCAACAACAAAAAUAGUGUGACAAGUGCCAAAUUUUCCAACCAUCACGAAUUAUACGGUUGUAACAGUUGAUGCAUGAUUUAUAUGUUAUGUCACCGAGAGGGUGGAAAAGUGAAUAAAUAGUGUGAGAGAGCGAGCAAUUUGUGGCGGCGAAGCGGAAAACUGUAAAGUGAAAGGUUUUCAUAGUUUGAGGAAAAGUAUACAUACAGACAUCAACGGCUAGAACUUGAUGCAAGAUGGAGAACUCGGCUUACAUCGGUGAUGAAACCGGGCAGACCCGAAUCGAGGGAGUCGCUGUGACCAACGGUGACAUUAUUUACCAGAAUGGAGCUGUUAAUGGAUUUUCGAACCACAUUGUCAUCAGCACUACCACCAACAGUAGCAGUAACAAAAACAAUCCAGACGAUCCGCCUCCAACAGUACGAGAGAAAUGGGGAAAGAACAUAGAGUUCCUGCUGUCGUGCGUAGCUUUGUCUGUGGGCUUCGGUAAUGUAUGGCGGUUCCCAUACACAGCAUUCAACAAUGGCGGGGGAGCUUUCGUGAUACCGUACCUGAUAGUACUGUUCAUCAUCGGUCGACCCAUCUACUACUUAGAAAUGGUUUUGGGUCAAUUUUCGAACCGUGGCUGUGUCAAAGUAUACGACAUGGCUCCACUGAUGAGGGGCAUUGGCGUGGGCCAAACGGUGGCCAUCUUCACCGUCAUCACCUAUUACGCGGCUGUGUUGGCUAUCACCUUUCGGUAUCUGGUGGUAUCAUUUAGCCCCGAGUUGCCAUGGAGUACUUGUGAUCCCUCGUGGCUGGACUGCGUCAACUCGAGCUUUAUCGGAACAAUACCCAUGGGAAAUGGCACAAAGGUUAAAUCGUCUGCAGAACUCUAUUUUCAAAAAACCGUGCUCCAUAAGGCAGCCUCUCUUGACAACGGAAUCGGAAUGCCGGACUGGAGAUUGGUUCUGUGCUUGGUGGUGGCGUGGAUUUGCAUCACGGCGAUUCUCAUUCGCGGCAUAAAGAGUUCGGGGAAAUUCUCCUACUUCCUCGCCAUUUUCCCGUACAUCAUCAUUUUCAUCCUACUGGUACGAUCCCUGACGUUGCCCGGCGCGUGGACCGGUAUUCGGUACUUUUUCACACCGCAGUGGGAUAAACUGCUCACGAUUGAAGUGUGGUACCAAGCGGUGACGCAGUGCUUCUUCUCGCUAACGAUUUGCUUCGGGGGUCUAAUUGUGUAUUCAUCGUUCAACAAUUUCCAGAACAAUAUCUAUCGACACGCCGUCAUCAUCACCUGGCUGGACACCUUCACCUCCAUGAUCGCCGGGUGCAUCGUUUUCGGUGUCAUGGGCCAUCUGGCGCACGUGACCAACGAGAAAGACAUUCAGAAAGUGGUCAAAAAUGGCCCCGGGCUCACGUUCGAAACCUAUCCGGAUGUGAUUGCCAAGUUCGAUUUCGUACCGCAGCUUUUUUCGGUGCUGUUCUUCUUCAUGCUGUUCCUGCUAGGCAUCGGAACACUGCUGGGAAUUGUGACCUCAGUCAUUACGGCCAUUCACGACCAGAAACCACACUGGAAACGGUGGAAAGUGGUUCUGGUGGUUGCCGUGGUAGGGUUCUGCGUUGGAUUGGUGUAUUUGACGCCUGGGGGUUUAUCCAUUCUGGAAUUGAUGGACUAUUAUGGAGCCACUUUCGUCACGCUCACGCUGGCUGUCUUUGAACUGUUGACUUUUGCCUGGAUCUACGGAGUGGACCGAGUAUGCAAGGACAUCGAAUUCAUGCUGGGCAUCAAAACCGGAAUGUUCUGGAGGAUAUGCUGGGGUAUUGUAACCCCCAUAGUGGUGCUGGUCAUCUUACUAUUCAGUAUUAUAAAUUACGUUCCGAUGGAACUUCCAUCCGGGUACAAUGCUUUCGGAUGGUGCCUUUACACUGUGGCCGUGCUGCAGCUUCCUGCUUGGGGAUUGUAUGCGUGGUACAAACAACCCGGUAGCGAUCCAAUUACCAGACUGCGAGCGGUGCUGAAUCCGAUGAGCGAUUGGGGACCGGAAGAUGCCACCACACGUGCCAAGUAUCACAGUUUCAUCGGUGAACACGAUGCAUCGCUUUCCAUGAAGAAAACUUGCACCGCGAGUUUCGUUCGACGAAAAUUAUUCGGAUAGAGACAAUAUUUCUCUUUCGCCGCCCACCUACCAUUAGUUGUAUUCAACAUUUGAUUUCACUUAUUAUAAU